AUGGUGGAAGAGGACCUCGGUCGGCUACAGGCCGUUUACAGAGAUGUAUUGGCAGAGGCAGAAUGGGAGGGCCACAGAACCAAGCCUUUGACCAUGCCUAGAGGAUUCCGCCAGGACUGUCGACUAUCACCAGUGCUAUUCAUGGUGUACGUGGCUGGUGUCGUACAGCACCUGGAGGGGUCUGGCUGUGGGUACACCAUGGUUCACAGCGAAUGCGGCCGACAGGUGACGAGCCACAUUUCAACGCUGGUGUAUGCCGACGAUUUUGCUCUGCUUGCGGGGUCGGCACAAGAGCUGCAGGGGCUGUUGGCCAUAUGUGCGAAGGAAAUGAGUCGGCUCCGACUGCGUUUCAGCUCUACAAAGUGCGUCGUGAUGGCGUGGGGAGUGUCUGACGUACCCCACGACACUACGUGGAGACUACAGGACAACGACAUCCAUAGGAGCGCCGCGACUAAAUACCUCGGUGUUCGGCUGACAGCGGGUGCAUACUACCUCUCAGCACAUGAGAAGAAGCUGAGGGCUAGAGCAUCCCGAUACAAGGGGAUUCUAUGCCAAAGGGCGCUGUGGUCGUACAACUGGUAUGAAGUCAUGCGAGCGCUAUGGAAGAUGGUGGCAGUGCCGGCCUCACGUACGCUAAUGCUGUGCUCUGCCUCUCCACUGGCGUUCGGGAGUUUUUGGAGAGGCGCCAGAGAGAAAUAG
Messenger RNA from Rhipicephalus sanguineus (brown dog tick), 699 nucleotides. RefSeq lists its product as uncharacterized. NCBI's taxonomy places the organism in Eukaryota, Metazoa, Arthropoda, Arachnida, Ixodida, Ixodidae. The transcript has a single exon. The coding region runs from base 1 to 699 and encodes 232 amino acids. The record is from RefSeq and is a predicted model, not a curated record.